ACAGCCUGAGCCAUGUGUUUCAGUGGCUGGGGUUCAGCGUAAGCAAACAUGACAACCUGACUAAAGCUUGCCUGGAGAAGGUUCUAGAGAAGUAUAAGAGUCACCCGGACCACGCUGGUGCAGACUGCUUCGUGUUCUGUGUGCUGACCCAUGGGAACCUCGGGACGGUCUACUCUACAGAUGAGGCCCCCAUCCCCAUUCGGGAGAUCAUGUCAUAUUUCACAGCCCAGCAAUGCCCCGGAUUGGCUAAAAAACCGAAACUCUUUUUUAUCCAGGCCUGUCAAGGUAGUGAGAUACAACCAUAUGUGUCCAUUGAAGCAGAUGCCGUGAACCCUGAGAACACAGAACAGUGUUCUAUUGGGGACAGUAUUCCCACUGAGGCAGAUUUCUUGCUUGGUCUGGCCACUGUCCCAGGCUACAAGUCCUUUCGGCACAAGAAGGAAGGCAGCUGGUACAUUCAGUCUCUGUGUAGUCAUCUGAAGAAGUUGGUGCCAAGGUGA
This is a messenger RNA of Carlito syrichta (Philippine tarsier), 500 nucleotides long. RefSeq names its product caspase-10-like. Gene Ontology annotation, molecular function: cysteine-type endopeptidase activity. The annotation marks the transcript as partial. The record is from RefSeq and is a predicted model, not a curated record. Gene Ontology annotation, biological process: negative regulation of extrinsic apoptotic signaling pathway via death domain receptors; proteolysis. NCBI's taxonomy places the organism in Eukaryota, Metazoa, Chordata, Mammalia, Primates, Tarsiidae. The transcript has a single exon.